Prionailurus viverrinus (fishing cat) is the source of this 2168-nucleotide messenger RNA. It is a transcript of the gene ELOVL4, whose product is annotated as ELOVL fatty acid elongase 4. The transcript is spliced from 6 exons. Gene Ontology annotation, molecular function: fatty acid elongase activity. Gene Ontology annotation, biological process: sphingolipid biosynthetic process; fatty acid elongation, monounsaturated fatty acid; fatty acid elongation, polyunsaturated fatty acid. Bases 272 to 1216 code for a protein of 314 amino acids. The record is from RefSeq and is a predicted model, not a curated record. Gene Ontology annotation, cellular component: endoplasmic reticulum membrane; endoplasmic reticulum. NCBI's taxonomy places the organism in Eukaryota, Metazoa, Chordata, Mammalia, Carnivora, Felidae.
UGCAGCGCCUGGAGCUCACGGCGGGAUCUCCUCCUCCUCUUUCUCCUGGGAACCUGGACGGUACCUUCUCCUCCGCCCGGCUAGUCGGCGCAGCCGCCGCAUCCCUACCUCCGCGGCGCCCCGAGGAGGAGGAGAAGACGCAGCUGGGCCGCAGCCGUUAGAGGGGUCCCCGGCUGCCUCUCACUCCGUCGGCCGUCGCCUUCGGGGUCAACCCGCCCGCGGUGUCUCCGCUUUCUCCUCCCGCUGCCGCCGGCGCCCGCUUACAGCCGCGAUGGGGCUCUUGGACUCGGAGCCGGGCAGUGUCCUCAACGUGGUGUCCACGGCGUUGAACGACACCGUGGAGUUCUACCGCUGGACCUGGUCCAUCACAGAUAAACGUGUGGAGAACUGGCCUCUGAUGCAGUCUCCAUGGCCUACACUUUGUAUAAGUACUUUUUAUCUCUUGUUCGUGUGGCUGGGUCCAAAAUGGAUGAAGGACCGAGAACCUUUCCAGAUGCGCUUAGUACUCAUUAUCUAUAAUUUUGGGAUGGUUUUGCUUAACCUUUUUAUCUUCAGAGAGUUAUUCAUGGGAUCAUAUAAUGCAGGAUAUAGCUAUAUUUGCCAGAGUGUGGAUUAUUCUGAUAAUGUUCAUGAAGUUAGGAUAGCUGCUGCUCUGUGGUGGUACUUUGUAUCUAAAGGGGUUGAGUAUUUGGACACCGUAUUUUUUAUCCUGAGGAAGAAAAACAACCAAGUCUCUUUCCUUCAUGUAUAUCAUCACUGUACAAUGUUUACACUGUGGUGGAUUGGAAUUAAGUGGGUCGCCGGGGGACAAGCAUUUUUCGGAGCACAGCUGAAUUCCUUCAUCCAUGUGAUUAUGUACUCAUACUAUGGGUUAACUGCAUUUGGCCCAUGGAUUCAGAAAUAUCUCUGGUGGAAAAAAUACUUGACCAUGUUGCAGCUGGUUCAGUUCCACGUGACCAUCGGGCACACAGCACUGUCUCUGUACACUGAUUGCCCCUUCCCCAAAUGGAUGCACUGGGCUCUCAUCGCCUACGCAAUCAGCUUCAUAUUUCUCUUUCUUAACUUCUAUGUUCGGACAUACAAAGAGCCUAAGAAAGCAAAAGCUGGAAAAACAGCUGUGAAUGGUAUUUCAGCAAAUGGUGUGAGCAAAUCAGAGAAACAACUAGUAAUAGAAAAUGGAAAAAAGCAGAAAAAUGGAAAAGCAAAAGGAGAGUAAAUUGAACUGGGCCUUAACUGUUGUUGACAGUGAGGAAGCUCCCAUUUCAUAUAAAAUUUCAGGGAAAAAGAAGCAAAUGAGGGUUUGGGGUGGGGAGAAAAAGACAAAUGUGCUCUAUGUAUUAGUAACCUUUAGAUAGAGUAAAGUGUUAAAUACAAUAUCCGGAUGUUUUAUUUAUGAAGUUUUAUUUUAAACAUUUUUUUUAUUAGCCUUGAUGUUGUCCAGACCAAAGCAAUCAUUAUGUGACUUGGGAGGCUCUCCCUCUGUUCACAUCUGUUGUCUAAUGCAUGAGAUUUUUCAUGUAUCUUAUAUACAGUCAUUCUUCAGUCUGAUGAUCACAGAAACACAGUAUGAAUUUUUUGGCUAAAUUAUUAUUGCCUACUGAUGAAAAUCAGUUAUCUAACAUUUUCUGGUCCAAAGCUGGAACUGUAGAUACUUUAAAAUUUGCACAUUUGGAUUCAUUUGCUGACUGGAAUGGUCGAAUCUCUCCACCUCUAGUCUGAAUAUACCCUUUUGGUUGUAAUUAAAUUUAAAAAACCUGAUGAUCUCUGUAGACUCUUAGAGGCUUGAUGAUGAUGGUGUUGGUGAAAAUAAGAAAGAAUUACAGUAAAAGCCUGUCUAGCGACCCAAAGGUCACCAUGACUUGCGGCACAAAUCACUGUGGGAAACAAUUUUUGUGAUGAAAAGGCAGCCUUUUAAUACUCGUGUUACUAUCAGAAAUAUAUUAUGAAAAUUAAGAUUAUUGUCUGAUUGGAACAUGAAACAACUCAUGUCUUUAUUAGUAACAUCACAGAAGAGUUACACUUAUGUGCUGUUAGAAGAGAGUAUGUUGAUUUUUAUCAGGCUUUCCUUGUUUUGAUUUGUGGCUGUUACCGAUUUUUCAUAUGUGGAAAUAUACCUACCUCUUAUGUUGGAAAGAACAUUUAAAAUUAAAUAAAUUUUAAUUAAAAAA